AUGAAGGGACAAGCUGCUUUUCAUGAAGCAUUUGGAAAGGUUUCUGAGCUGAGAUCAAUUAUAGAAGAUGGAACACCAGUUCUUGGGUUGACAGCCACAGCAAACCCAGAAAUGAGAGGCCGCCUUAUGAAGUAUCUUUGCAUGAAGAGUGGAACAGCACAAAUUGUUGUGAGUCCAAAUAGGAAUAACAUUCGAUUCUCUGUGUUUAAAGCAGAUGCACAAUUGUCUUGCUUUGAAUGGAUUGUUUCAAUGAUUCAAGAAAAAAAAGAAGAAACUCCAUAUACCAUAAUUUCUUGUAAGACAGUCAAUGACAUUGUAUUGGUUCUUAACUUCUUUCUCAGCCAACUUGGACAAUCAGUAUAUGUUGAUGGCAGUGAACCUCCUCAGGAAAGAUCUCUGCUUGGAGUAUAUUAUUCUCAAACCCCCAAGAAUGCCAAGGACAAAAUAACAUCAUCAUUUGAAUGUAUUAAAGGCAACAUUUGA
Messenger RNA from Paramuricea clavata, 483 nucleotides. The record is from the annotation of a GenBank genome assembly. Lineage: Eukaryota; Metazoa; Cnidaria; Anthozoa; Malacalcyonacea; Plexauridae.